Molecule: messenger RNA, 2892 nt
Organism: Dendroctonus ponderosae (mountain pine beetle)
Lineage: Eukaryota; Metazoa; Arthropoda; Insecta; Coleoptera; Curculionidae
Gene: usp
Product: retinoic acid receptor RXR
Exons: 9
Coding region: 793-2115 (440 amino acids)
Biological process (GO): anatomical structure development; positive regulation of transcription by RNA polymerase II; cellular response to ecdysone
Cellular component (GO): nucleus; activator ecdysone receptor complex
Molecular function (GO): nuclear steroid receptor activity; nuclear receptor activity; RNA polymerase II cis-regulatory region sequence-specific DNA binding
Source: RefSeq, a predicted model, not a curated record
AGCGACCAUCACCAUCGUUAGUGUUUUGUUCUGCGUCGGCACAUCGCCAUCCCUCGCCUUUCGACGUCGCUCGCGUCGCGGGAAAAAACACUUUUUCAACUCUCAGUGUCGAAGUGUUUUCGGUGUGACACCGAGUGGGUCCCGCUCUGCACUUUGCGCUUAGUCCUACCGCAAUGACACAGACGCCAACUUUACCACUAGUAGAGACGGUCAGGGUCGAAUUAUGAACAAACAAGCGGCCAGAGCGCCGAUUAUCAUCUUGUGAGCGCACUUUGUAAAUAUUUGCGAUAAAGUGCUGACUUGAUAAACGCCCACCAUCGAGCGCGAAAACUGCUUGGAGCUCGAACCGCUGCUAUGUGGCGAGCCAGUCAUUGUUCAGCUACGUGCAAAGUGUAGCUGAGCUGCACCACAGCUCUGACGCCACCAGUCGGACCAGUUUGGCGGAAAAUCGGCGCUUUUUUGGGUGUUUUUUCCCGGUUUGUCCGAUAGGUAGUAUGUCGAUGGUGCGACGCAUCACGACGUAGCAGGGUCGCGUCUGGCCGCAGUUUUAUUUUUAAACAUUUUCGAAGUUUUGUUGAUGCAUCCGCCGAGUUCACUAGUUCAGCUUGUUCGGCUCAGACGCCUCGUCUGCACGGUUUGUUGAUUGCUCUCCUCGCCCUCGCUCGGAGUGGCGUCCGCCCAGCAAACCCUGAAGAGUGACUAACCGAAACGAAGCGAGUGCCUUACAAAACUUGCUCACUUGGAAAAGGAUUUGUGAUUGUGAACCGGUCUGUGAUAAGAAUUGUGGUGACGAUGAUGAAAAAGGAGAAGCCAAUGAUGUCGGUGACGGCGAUCAUUCAAGGGGCGCAACAGCAGCACUGGGGCAGGGGCUUCGGGGGCUUCAACGGCCCCCAAAUGUCUUUAGGUUACCCCUGUACUAAUGGUUUAAGCCUCGACCCCAACUUAUCGAUGGGACCGAUAGGACCGCAAUCCCCACUAGACAUGAAGCCAGAUGCCGCCACAUUGGGCCAGUUCAGCCCCCAGGGCCCCAACAGCCCCAACUCGUACGCGUUGGGGCAAGUGGGGCUGCUCAGUCCGUCGCCGGGGAGUGGAGGAGGAGGGCAAAAGGGCGGCCAGGGCAGUCCCUAUCCCCCCAACCAUCCGUUAAGCGGCUCCAAACAUCUGUGCUCGAUUUGUGGGGAUAGAGCGAGUGGGAAACACUAUGGAGUAUAUAGUUGCGAAGGUUGCAAAGGAUUCUUCAAGCGAACUGUCCGAAAAGAUCUUUCCUACGCCUGUCGAGAGGAAAAGAACUGCAUUAUUGACAAAAGACAAAGAAACAGAUGUCAGUAUUGCCGAUACCAAAAGUGUCUCACUAUGGGCAUGAAGCGCGAAGCUGUCCAAGAGGAGCGGCAGAGGACGAAGGACAGAGACAACUCAGAAGUGGAGUCCACCUCCAGCAUAGCUGUGGACAUGCCAUUGGAGCGAAUAGUUGAAGCUGAGAAACGCGUCGAAUGCAAUGAAGUAUCGGCGUCAUUAGAGAACAUCAACAGCAACAUCAGACAUGCAUCCAACUCGCAACUGUUGCAGCUGCUCGAAUGGGCGAAACUUCUGCCACAUUUCACUCAGCUGAACAUGCAGGAUCAGAUUGUUCUCUUGAAGAACAGCUGGAAUGAACUACACAUUAUGGCGCUGGCCCAUCGCUCGAUGACGGUUCAACAGGGGAUUCUUCUCGCCACUGGCUUAACAAUCAAUGAGUCGUUAUCGCAUGCCAUCGGCGUGGGAAACAUCUACGUGUGGAUACAGGAUUUCAUCAAUAAGCUGCGAGAAAUCCGAGUGGAUAAAACGGAACUGGCCUGUCUUAGGGCUGUUAUUCUUUUUAAUCCAGAGUUUCGUGGCCUUGUCUGCAAGGAGGACGUGAAUGUUAUUCGCGAGAAAAUAUACGAAGUGAUGGAGGAAUACGUGCGCACGACUUACCCGAGCGAACCAGGCCGAUUCGCCAAACUUCUUCUGCGACUUCCAGUGCUCAGGUCGAUCGGCCUUAAGUGCCAGGAUCAUUUGUUUUUUUACAGGUUAAUGUCAGGAGUAACUUUGGACUCAUUCCUCGCGGAAAUGCUUGAAACCGCCAGGAACUCUUAGGCAAGCAGUUGGAUGGACCUUAGUUGUAGGAAAUGUUACAAAUAAAAAAGUACGAAAAGCACGUAGAAUAGAGCUGUUGAAUAAUUCUGUAAAACGUUGUAGAGGGAAAGGGCACAACGAGAGAUUGAAGGGUUUUUGGCUGAUUUUGCGCUUUAUUGCCCGUUAAUUUUUACAUAAGCAAAACCAUCUCUAUAAGAUUCAGUCUUUCCCUCAGAUGCAAACCUGUGAUUUAUAAUGAUUAAUUAAUUAGCUUGUUUAUAGUUAAUUAAGUUUACAAAAACAGUGUAUUACUAGCGAGUAUUUUUGUAGUUCAUUUUCUCUAAAACGAUUUUAGGUACCUGUAUUGUUUCCAUAUGGGGGUUUUGUAACUGCAAUACGAGCUGUUAGUGUUGGUUGUGUUUGAAGAUUAAUCAAAAUUCUAUAAUAGUCUCUAUCCAUAUAAAUAUAUACAUAAAAACACCCGUUUCAAGUAGAUAUAUUUAUUCUAAUUUAUCAUGCUCAUUUCGAUUGCAGAAUGUUUUGGUUGGUCUGAGCGGUUUUUCCCUGAGCGAGUAAAAUUUCCUCGCUUGGGGCAUUUUAUUAGAAGAAAACGUCUGUAAAUAGUAGAUUUAAGCUGAAGAAAUGAUGGAAUGUAUUCUAUUCCCGUUUAGGUUUAUGCUGUUAGAGAACAUUGAUGAAUUGUACUAUUGACUUGAAAAUUAUUCCUUGUGUAGUUUAUACAUUUGAAUUCUAUCAUUAUGUAAAAUUAUAUUUUUAAUAAAUUCUAUUUUAAUAUUG